Poecilia latipinna (sailfin molly) is the source of this 1722-nucleotide messenger RNA. Its product is annotated as myeloid cell surface antigen CD33-like. The coding region runs from base 16 to 1410 and encodes 464 amino acids. The record is from RefSeq and is a predicted model, not a curated record. NCBI's taxonomy places the organism in Eukaryota, Metazoa, Chordata, Actinopteri, Cyprinodontiformes, Poeciliidae. The transcript has 7 exons.
GUCUAUCAGAUUACAAUGGCAGCUCAAUCUGAGAACAUGCUGACAGUCAGCAUGUUACUGAGUGUCUUCUUUCUUCCAGGGGUUUUGACUGGCAACUGUUAUAAACCACCGACGCUCUUCAUCACUGCACCAGAGAAGAUUGAAGCUCUGACUGGAUCUUGUCUGCAAAUUCCAUGUAGCUUUAAUACAAAGCACAAAAGAUUUGAUAGCAGGAGGACUGUCUAUGGAGUUUGGAUGAAAAAGAGCCUCAAAUUUUCUCUUAAUCAGAACGUAGUUAUUUUCAACAGCAGUGAGUCAGUUAACACCUAUCCACUGAAAAUGAUUGGAAACCUGGGAGAGAAGAACUGCACCACUCUGUUUCCUUACUUAAACACAAGUUAUACAGACAAAUACUUCUUCAGAGUCGAGAACGGGCAGUUCAGAGCAACAGCUUGUGCCAAGCCUCUUCAAAUAACAGUUGAAGAUUCUCCUUGGAGUCCCAGCAUUAAUGUUCCCUCUGACCUGAAGGAGCAUCAGUCUGUCACUGUAACCUGCUCAGCUUUCACUCCCUGUCCACACUCACCUCCUCAACUCACCUGGAAUCUCCAACAAGACUCUGUUGGAAAAACAGAGAAAAACACAGAUGGAACCUUUACAACUAAAAUCCAGGAGAACAUCACUCUGUCAGACACACAUGAUGGAUACAACAUCACAUGUUCUGCCAGAUAUCCUGUGAUUGGAGGAAACAAGACAGCAGAGACAGAAGUGACUCUCAGUGUUUCAUAUGCUCCUAGAAACACCUCAGCAUCCAUCAGUCCAUCAGGUUUGGUGUCAGCAGGUAGCUGGGUGGAGCUGAGCUGCUCCAGCAGAGCCAAACCUCCACCCAGAUUCACCUGGUUCAGGAUCAGCAAACAUGGAGACAUUAAUGUGUCUGUGGGGCCAGUUUAUGGCUUCAAUUUUACUAAACGGGGAGAAUAUUACUGUGCGGCUACAAAUGAUCUGGGGAAUCAGACAUCAUCAGUGAUCCAUCUUAGCUAUAAAGGCUUGUCAUCUGGAUAUAUAAUAUGGAUGGGCAUUCUAGUUGGAGGAGCUCUCAUCAUCUGCCUGGGUGCUUUAUUUCGGUUCAUUAAGUCUAAUCGUCCAGCUCCUCAACAGACUCAUUUGGAGGAAUUGUCAACUUCUGCCUACAGCACUGCAAGUCAACCCGGUAUGGAGUUUGACGUCCACAUGUCAGCCAGUAAAUCUAAAGAAAGACUCCAAGAUGGAAAUAUGAAUUUCACCCAGAGUGGUCCUGAAAUUUCCACCUUCUCAGUGCAGGACAGCGGGCGGCCAGAGACAGUGUGCGGACAGGUUAAAGUGCUUGCUGACAGUCCAAAGGAUCUCUGUGAUGAUGAUGAUGAUGAUGAUGAUGAUGAAAUUGCCAUUUUGUGAUUUCUUUUUGUUUAUAGAGAUGUUGGUUCCUGUAAAGACAGGAGAGAAUUUCUUAUUUUUUCUGCUCACAGAUAAAUGAUCAUGGAUCCUGAAUUUUCCCUUCAACUCUCAUGGAUUUAUCAGCUUUGACUUCAUUAUUGUAUGAAAUAAUUAGCCCUCAUGCAUGACGUCACUUUCCAGCAACCCAGACAGUUUCAGACCAUUGUCAGUGUAAAAGAUUUCUUCUUCAUCUGAUGUUAUGAAAGUGAACAUAAGAUACUCCUUCAGUUUUGACUACUUUAGCUAUUAAAUAAAUACUUCAGUGUUUCUCAA